Molecule: messenger RNA, 3942 nt
Organism: Aspergillus clavatus NRRL 1
Lineage: Eukaryota; Fungi; Ascomycota; Eurotiomycetes; Eurotiales; Aspergillaceae
Product: RNA dependent RNA polymerase
Exons: 1
Coding region: 1-3942 (1313 amino acids)
Biological process (GO): siRNA processing
Cellular component (GO): nuclear RNA-directed RNA polymerase complex
Molecular function (GO): RNA-directed RNA polymerase activity
Source: RefSeq, a predicted model, not a curated record
AUGGUCCUCCCUCGCACGCCGGUCAAGAGCGGAAAGGAAUUGUUUCAAGUCAUCGAAACUAUUAACGAACAGUUCCAGCUCGAGCUCCCUAAUCCGCAGAUCUAUUCGCCCUCGGUUGGCUCUAACGACCAUUCACCGCGAUGGCGUACGUACAAUGGCCUCAAAAGACUGUAUUUCAACAGUGAGGUUGACUUAGCUCGAAUCCUCAACGACUUUGAAGAAUGGAUUGCAUCGCGAUCAACCGAGCUUAUGGACAUGCGCGGCAACCGAGCUCAAGUGUCACAGAGACAGUCCAGCGCGGCAAGACGACAGCAGUUAAUGUGCAGUACCCCAGCGCUGGUGUCUUCACAUGAGAAGGAGGAACGCCUCAGAUAUUUCAUGGAGUUAGUAGAUGACGAGAUAUAUUUGUUGAACCGAGGCUCUGUCCGCUACCAUCCAGAGAAUGAUCGAAUGCAAAUCUCGCCAGCAAGCGCACUCAGACCGUUGAAGAGAAGGAUCUCCGAACAGGAGGAGGAGGAGAAUGAGGAGUAUCAUACUGCUCCCAAUUCACCCGUGAAGGAUCCACAAAAUGCUUUCAGCCGGUCUACAAAUACGAAGAAGUCCAGUCACUCGGCAGACGGAGAGGAGGACUGUGGCGUCAGUUCCUCUCUGGUGGUCGGUGACUCCGUUCAUGUGUUCAAAAACCCCAAGCUUGUCGAUAGAGCCAAGGAACCGUCCAAAUUUCUUGAGAAAUUAGCAGCCCCAGACCACUUUCGACGAUAUGACGCGCUACCGAAUGCACACACAGGGCCGAACUUUAGUUUCUCAACGGUUGCCACGUCCUUUGGCCAAAGACACCUCGAUACUUCCUUCACUUCGACAGUGACCGACGCCACAGAGCCGAUCCCCGACUCGGAGUCUAUGUAUGAAGAUUCAGUUGUGGGUCAUAUGAUAACCCACGAGCUCAACAUGAGCCUUGAUGAUCCAGAUAUUACGGCAGACAAUCAAUUGAAAGAAGCACCUUCUUCCCUCGAGGGACGAAUCAUGGAAGAGCUACUGGAAAACGGACCGUUCUCUUUGGAGCAGCCAUUUCCAAGGUCAAUUCCUCUUCGAUAUCGGUACGAGUUAGAGAGGGUUGGUAGGUCGUGGAACGUCCCGUUGAACCGUAUGCUCGUAGGGAACAGCAUUUCCUUCAAGUCGUACGUAGAUUUCUGGAAGUGGAUUGAGGGCCACAACCAGAGAUGCGGGAAGCCGCUUCCAGAGAAGUCGCCCAGCAAGGCCUGGGAGGCUGCAACUGGGACAUUGAAAGCAGAGAGACACUCGGAAGUGGUAUUUCUCUCAGGCGAGAUGGAUUGGUGCACUAAAACCGAGCCGGGUAUUCUUAAAUUCAGAUUAAACCCGCUCAAGAUCGAAAAGACAUGUCGAUUCCGUCGCCGUUUCGGGUCGGAUCGAUUCCUCAGCUUAACGAUACCGGUGCCAGCGCGUCCGCCACGUCAUCUCCGUUUCGAAAGGCACCCCACGCUGUUGCGUGAAAGUCUAGCGUUGUGGCUGACCCAGCAUGUCCAUCGGUGCUUGGGGAGAAUAUGGCGGCCCUUCUUUGUGGAAGAGGUCAAGACGAAGCGCAAACCGAAGCCGGCAGCGCCCAAGUUCAAAGUAGAGCUCUUUGCCAUUGAUGGGAUUGACUUUAUGAGUAGCAUGAGCCGCAUGCCAUCCAUCGCCCCGCCGGACCAGGACAGCGAAGGUCAUACUUCGAUGAGCCUGGAGGCUCUAAUGGACUGGCAUAUGCCCCCGGAAGACAACAGAAACCAAUCCAAUUGCAAGCUGUUCCAGCGGAUCUCGUUGGGGCUUUCUAAGACGUAUGCUACUAUCAUAUUGAAACCGUGGCAGAUUUUACACCUAAAAGAUGUACCUAAUCGCCCCGUUAUGAACGAUGGCUGUGCUUUGAUGUCCCGGGGUCUCGCGAAUGCAAUAUGCGAUUCGCUUGGGAUUACUGGGAACACCCCGAGUUGCUUUCAGGGAAGAAUCGCUGGAGCCAAAGGAUUGUGGAUGGUAGACAGACACCAGUCUGACAUUUCAGUUGGCGGAGACGAAUUCUGGAUCCAAGUCUCGGACUCGCAGUUGAAGAUCCACCCCCAUCCGCAGACCUGGCGGGAGCCGGUGGACGAGGAGAAAUUGACGUUUGAGGUGGUCAAAUGGUCGAAGCCUUUACAUUCGGUGGAACUGAAUACUCAGUUGUUGGCCAUCCUGGAGCAUGGGGGAAAACUCAGAGACUACAUCGCUCAGCUCACUCGAACCGGGAUCCAAACGGUCUAUCAAGACUUUGCGAAGGUCCUUGACUCGGACAGUCCUGUGCUUUGUCGUAGCCUCAUUCAGAAGAUCAAACUGGUGGCGGAUGAUGGCUCUGCGCUGGCGAGCCAGCGGGUCAAACAUUUGGAACAAUGGACGGCGAAUGAUACAGAGGCGAUCAUCAGGUUGACCGAAGCCGGGUUUGCGCCUCGGAGUUUCUAUCCCCUACGUAAGCGACUGGGGCGCUGUUUGCAGGAUGUGCUCGCUCGAUAUGUAGAUGAGCUCCAUAUCAAGGUGCCUCUUUCUACCUACGCCUUUUGCAUUGCCGACCCGUACGGAGUUCUCCAGGAGAACGAGGUGCAUUUUGGCUUCUCAAACAACUGGCGCGAUGCCCAGGGGCAAUUCGAAGACAACCUCCUAGACGGCAUGGACGUUCUGGUCGGUAGACUGCCCGCCCAUGUCCCCUCGGACAUCCAGCGUCGCCGCGCGGUGUGGAAACCGGAGCUCCGCCAUUUCAAAGAUGUCAUCGUCUUUCCCACGGCUGGGGAUAUCCCGCUCGCACAUAUGCUGUCUGGUGGUGACUACGACGGUGACAUGCCAUGGAUCUGCUGGGACCAGAAUAUGGUCCAGGACUUUCGUAAUUCCGGUCUGCCCACGGAGGAGUUCCCGCCAGAGCAUUUUGGCCUUACGAAGCAUUCCGUACCAAUGAUGCAGAUUCAGUCGACGGAUGAGUUUCUUCAAAGUGCAUUCACGUUUAACCUGACGAUGUCGAAACUGGGCAGAUGCACUGUUGAGCACGAGAAGUUGUCAUACGAUGAGUCGAUUGACUCGGCAAGGGCGAAGGAACUGGCAUGCCUCCUCAGUCACUUGGUAGAUGGCCGCAAGGGAGGUGUGCACCUGUCCGAGCAGGCUUGGCAACAGUACCGCAAGACGAUCAGCCCCUGGGUGCGGGAAGACCCCGCGUAUAAGAACACCCAGCGGAAACCCAAGAAGGAAAACAUCAUUGACUACUUGAAGUUCGAGGUCGCCCUUAAAGAGAAGCAUGCGGUGCUGAAAGAAUUCGAGCGUGUAUUUCCCGAAAACGAAAGUCUGUACGACAGGGAUGACGACCUGGUGCGCCCAUGGAACGAGGCGCAGCGGGAAGCCCAAAUUGAGAAGCAAGGGAGCGAUGGGCAGCUUCCCGUGGUGCUCAAUUAUGCUUCAUCCAAGGUGGAAGCGUUCUAUCGCCAGUGGAUCAACUCUGUCUUAGGCGAGAACUCCCUCUCGCUCGUGGCGCGAGAGGCAGCGGAGGGGGCACGGAACAUCCCUCCCCCUUCAUUCGGAGACCAUCCGCUCAUCCAUACGUGGCGGCACAGCAGGGAAGAAUGGCUUCGGCUGCUAGCCUCAUAUACCUACCAAAAGCAUAGCCAUGCCGCCUUCACCAUCCAUGCGUUUGGCGAGGUCCUGUGCCAGAUGAAGGCGAGCAGCCUCCCAUCACGAUCGGUGACGAAUGAGAUCUUGGCUUGCUACCGGGUGAACCACAAGGCGAUCAGCCAGCUCACGGCCAAAGACACCGUGGACGAGGAGUCUGAGGAUGCGGAAGAGUUUGAGGGAGAAGAUGCGGUGGAAGCGAUCAUGUAUGCGAUGCAUAUGCCAGGGGGUUAUGACGACGCUGAGGACGACAUGUCUGUGGAGUGA